AGUGAGUUAAGAUCUCGCGAGAGUGUACUGACGACGAGUAGUAGACAGCUCACCAGCGUAAGUCAUAUUUUAGCUACCACAUAAAUGGACAAAACGCAGGCCCAAGGCCUAUGGAGGUACUGACGGAUUCUGUAUUGGCCUGGUUCUGCAGCCAACCUCCGGCCCCUCUUCGCCUACCAGACUCAAAGAUGUAACCUAGACUCCUCUGCUACUUCCAGUGCCUUGCCGUCCAACGUGUCUGCUGUCAUUCCCAAUUAACCGGAGUCUGGACUGACACACCAGCCCCUGACUUGGCCUCAGCCAAUCUGGCCCCUGCUUUCACUCUUCAUCCACACCGGUAUCUAGACUCAUAAAAACCCCAAGCCACAAUGCUGUUCUCCCUCAGAGAGCUGGUGCAAUGGUUGGGCUUCGCCACCUUUGAACUCUUCCUCCACCUGGCAGCCAUCCUGGUCUUCAGCGUACUGGUGGCGCUGCGGGCGGACAUGUUCACACCGACGCUAAGCUGGUGGCUGGUGUUUGUGCCGCUGUUCGCCGCCGACGGCCUCAGCACCUACUUCACGGCCAUCGUGUCCAUCCGCCUGUACCAGGAGAACGAGAAGCGGCUGGCGGUGCUGCGGCUGCUCUGGGUGCUGACGGUGCUCAGCCUGAAGCUGGUGUGUGAGGUGCUGCUGUGUCAGAAGCUGGCGGAGCAGGAGCAGGCCAGGGACCUCUGGUUCGGCCUCAUCGUCUCACCACUCUUCAUCCUGCUGCAGUUCCUCAUGAUCCGAGCCUGCCGCGUCAACUGACCAAGCGAUCGGCCACUGCCCUUUUGAGAUUCGGAGCAUAACACACGUCGUUGUGUUCGCAUGUUGCCAACCAGCACUGGUUUGGUGUCCUGUGUUUGAGUUAGGUCAAUCAAAAAACAGUCAAUGAGUAGAUGCUAUCCUAAGCAUUGUUCAUGAUAACGGACCACGAUGCAGCUACUAACACAGCUUGCUCAUUUAUGAUCUGCUCUUACAGCGUUACAGCUCAAUUAUUACAGUUGUUUUCUUGUUUAAAAGAUUUUCUUCAAUAGUUCAGUGAACAUUGUUAAAGAUACCAAAACUAUACAGAAAAUAAAAGGUAACCCUUGACAGAGAUUUUUAGAAAUGUUACUCAAAAGCAGUACAAGCAAGUCCUCGCUUCAAGUUUGUAUAAAUAAGAAACAAUAAGGAAAAACAAUACCCUGUUUAUUAUUCAAUUGCCCAAAGGAUAAUGGGACUAACUCAAUAUCAAAUUAAAUUGAAUGAUAGCAAUGUAUGUAUAUUUUUGUAAUGUAGCAAUGCUGAUGCCGGUCAUUGCAUAGCCUAGCAGCUCUCUGAUGUGGCAAUCGAUGCUUCCAAUUCACUUGCUUACAUUAAAAAAACUCAAUGGAAGGGAGUUUUCCCUCUCUCGCCAAACACAGUUUUCCAAACACAUGUAUUGCCGCUCUUUAAGCGUAUUCAUUAAUUGUGUACAUGCUACAUGUUUACUGGCCUAGUUUCUUCCUCAUGUAAAAUUCACUGUAACGCAUUCUCUCAGGAUGCACCAACUUUAUUUAUAUCCGUAUUUGGCAUUUUCGUACAGUUGUUAUUCGUACGGUUGCUGUCACUUAUGUAUAUUUCUGUAAAUAAACAGUCUGUAUUUACUUGUU
Gadus macrocephalus (Pacific cod) is the source of this 1651-nucleotide messenger RNA. RefSeq names its product transmembrane protein 203 (gene tmem203). The record is from RefSeq and is a predicted model, not a curated record. Gene Ontology annotation, cellular component: endoplasmic reticulum. The coding region runs from base 369 to 785 and encodes 138 amino acids. The transcript is spliced from 2 exons. Gene Ontology annotation, biological process: intracellular calcium ion homeostasis. NCBI's taxonomy places the organism in Eukaryota, Metazoa, Chordata, Actinopteri, Gadiformes, Gadidae.